Gaeumannomyces tritici R3-111a-1 is the source of this 1761-nucleotide messenger RNA. RefSeq names its product dolichyl pyrophosphate Man9GlcNAc2 alpha-1,3-glucosyltransferase. The transcript is spliced from 2 exons. Gene Ontology annotation, cellular component: endoplasmic reticulum membrane. Gene Ontology annotation, molecular function: dolichyl pyrophosphate Man9GlcNAc2 alpha-1,3-glucosyltransferase activity. NCBI's taxonomy places the organism in Eukaryota, Fungi, Ascomycota, Sordariomycetes, Magnaporthales, Magnaporthaceae. Gene Ontology annotation, biological process: protein N-linked glycosylation. The record is from RefSeq and is a predicted model, not a curated record. The coding region runs from base 1 to 1761 and encodes 586 amino acids.
AUGGCCGGGUCUUCCGAUCCCUCCCCGCAGACGCCCAGGGCGCGCAAGCCCAAGAAGGCCGCCGCCAGCGCCGCCGUCAAGCCGCAAAGCCCCGUCUCCCCCAAGUCUCCCAAGGCCGAAGCUUUGGUGCGCGUCCCGACCUUCCCGCUGGCCGCCUUCCUCUGGCCCGCCCGUAGCUCCGCAACACAAUGGGAGGUCUCGGCACUCACCUUGAUGGUGAAACCUCCCUUAUAUGGCGACUACGAGGCGCAGCGACACUGGAUGGAGAUCACGACACAGCUGCCGAUAUCACAGUGGUACUUCCACGACCUCCAGUGGUGGGGACUCGACUACCCGCCCCUGACGGCAUACCACAGCUGGCUUCUGGGCGUCAUCGGCUCACGUAUCGACCCGUCCUGGUUCGCUCUCUUCACCUCACGCGGUUGCGAUGACCCUACGCUCAAGAUAUUCAUGCGGGCCACGGUCAUCGUAUCGGAGUAUCUGCUCUAUAUUCCUGCCGUCGUCGUUUUCGUUCGCCGCUUUAGCCGGCUCAAUGGCGUGGCCACCUGGACCGCCUCGAUCGCUCUUGUGGCUAUCCUGAUGCAGCCGGGUCUCAUCCUAAUCGACCAUGUCCACUUCCAGUACAACACGGUGAUGCUGGGCUUUGUCCUGGCUAGCAUGUCCAGCAUGCUGGCCGGCAGGCUCCUCUGGGCCUCGGUAUUCUUCGUCCUCGCCCUGGGAUUCAAGCAGAUGGCUCUGUACUACGCUUUCAGCGUGUUUGCCUAUCUCCUUGGCAGCUGUGUCUUUCCACGCCCGAAUCCUGCCAGGCUCCUGGCCAUUGCUGCAAUCACAGCCAUCUCUUUCGCCAUCCUUGUCCUCCCCCUAGUCUUGGGCGCCUUGUACGAUGUCCGCCGAGGCAUCACUCCUCGACCGGAGCUGGAAGGGCCGCCUCCACCACUGCCCCUCUUCGCCUGGCUGACGAACUACGUCGACACCGAGGCCGCCUACUACCCCAUCAUCGAGCAGACGGUGCAGCUGAUCCACCGCGUGUUCCCCUUUGCGCGCGGCUUGUUCGAGGACAAAGUGGCCAACUUUUGGUGCGCGCUUAACGUCGCAAUCAAGCUACGGAAGUACCCUGCCGACCUCCUGCAGAAGGCGGCCUUGGGCAUGACGCUCCUUUCUAUUGCGCCGCCAAACCUGGUCUUGUUCUUGCGCCCGUGGAAACAACUCCUGCCCGCGGCGUUCGCUGCGACUGCUUGGGGCUUCUUCAUGUUCAGCUACCAGGUGCACGAGAAGAGUGUCCUGCUGCCUCUGAUGCCCAUGACGAUGAUGCUUGCGGGCAAGCAGGGCCUUGCGAGAGAGGUGCGGGCCUGGGUUGGCUUUGCAAACCUGCUGGGCGCAUGGACCAUGUUCCCAUUGCUGCAACGCGUCGACCUGCGCGUGCCGUAUGCAGUGCUCACCCUCCUCUGGGCCUACCUCCUUGGUCUGCCACCGGCAUCGCUAGGGGCCUACUUUGACGAGAGCCUGACGACAUCCCCCAUGCAGUGGGCUACGGCGCUGGUCCACGGCGUCUUCUACCUGGCAAUGGCGACAUGGCACGUGGCUGAGCUCAGCUUCCGGCCUCCCCCUGACAAGCCCGACCUGUGGGUAGUGGCUAACGUUGGUAUUGGGGCCGCCGGGUUUGCGCUGUGCUACCUCUGGUGUAUGUGGAGGCUACUGGUCGAAGCCGAGCUGAUACCCAAGUCUUGGAUCACUAAGAAGCCCAAGGUGAAGAAUUUCUGA